Hyalella azteca is the source of this 1741-nucleotide messenger RNA. It is a transcript of the gene JTBR, whose product is annotated as protein JTB. NCBI's taxonomy places the organism in Eukaryota, Metazoa, Arthropoda, Malacostraca, Amphipoda, Hyalellidae. Bases 219 to 692 code for a protein of 157 amino acids. Gene Ontology annotation, cellular component: midbody; centrosome; membrane. Gene Ontology annotation, biological process: mitotic cytokinesis. The transcript has 4 exons. The record is from RefSeq and is a predicted model, not a curated record.
GAAAAGAUUAAAUCGGUAAAUUACAGAAUUGACUAUGAAGUCGAUUAUGUAAUUUUGUGUUCCGGAUAUGAGGAUGAAGUGGUGACUGAUGACGAGACAAGUGGCAAUGUUUACGUGAUUGUUAUAUGGAACGCAUAAUGCCAUGAAGCUACUUUUUAUAUUAUGAUACUAGACGAAUUUUUGAUUAGUUUUAAUCAGGUUAUAAACUUUUAUUCAAAAUGAUUGAAUCAUGUUCAAGAAAGCAGAUGAUUAUUGCGAUUUUAUGUCUCAUCGGGCUUUCAGUCAUCGUGCUUGUGGUUGAAAACAUUCUGGCUCCUUAUUCUGACAAUCACCGUCAUAACUCCUCCCGUCAAGAACCGGUGAAUAUGUCUCUUGCAGAAAACUGCUGGAGUCGAGAGGAAUUCAAACUUUUGGAAGAGUGUCAGCCUUGUACAGAUUUGGAACUUAAAAGUAGAAGUCCAGUAGCUUGUGGGACAGCUCACUAUAGGCAAAAAAUUGAGUGCAACACCACUGGAGUUGUAUUUAGAACAUGCGAUCGAGUUGUGUGGCUUGAAGAACGGCAUUUCUUGGUAUUCGAACUGAGCUGCUUGGCGGUUGCAAUUGCUGGGUACACCUAUACAACUCACAGACAUUCUUAUCUACAAGACAAAGUGCUUGCUAGAAUUUCCCAACAACUUGCGGCUGGAGUAUGAAAUGAAUUAUGGACAUCGAUGUAAAGGGAUUUUUUUGUCCUACUCUAUUUUACUUAAUUGUUGUAUCUGUAGAGCUGCAGCUCUAGCAUUUGCAAGCUAGGUCAUUUCAAACGAUUUCAAUCCUUCGACUUUUUUUCUGAAAUACUGAAAAUUUAAGUUAUUAGCAGUCAUUUUCACAGAGAAGCGUACUAUUAGAUAACAAGGUUGUACAUUUUGGGCCAGUCUAAUAGAAUUGUCGCAUUAUCAAUGCUCAGCUUGACUUGUUACCAUGACAGAAGUUUUUUGUUUAACAAAAGAAGGCAAAAAUAUAAUGUCUCUGACUGCGUUGCAACACAUUUGAUGAGACGAAGCUACAAAAAACUGAACUUGCAUUUCUACUCUAACAAAGUGACUUUCAUUCUAUGUGGUGAUUAUUAUUAUCAAAUUGUCAAGUAUUCUCAUGAUGCCAAGACAAUUUAUUUCCAGUUACUUACAGUGUUGUAAAUGGCGAAAUUUAAGAAAAAAUUCCAUUCCUAAAAUAAUAGCCCAUGCGAUCCAUGCAAAUAAUUCAUCAGGUGUCAGUACAAUAGUAAUGCUUAAUAUAUUGCAGUUAUUAAUCCAUGAAAAUUUUUGUUUUUAGGUAUUUAUUUCAUUCAAAGUUCAUGAGAUGGUACAGAAUUUUCAGCAAGCCAAAUUUGAUGUAUGGCUCCAAUCUUGGGAAUAUCUCACUUUAAUAUUCAGUCGUCACGUUUUAUCUGCACAGGGAGAAAAAGAUCAAUCAUCAAUGUCAAUAUGUUAACGUAUUUUGUUCCGUUGUUUGUAUGCGUUAAAAUUUUUAGACUAGAAGUUGAAGUUUUGUAAUCUCACUUUUACUCCAAGCUAGUUGACUUGAUAAUUUAUCCAGAGUUCCAGAAAAUGAAUAAAUCUUGGACCACUUGUGUCUAGCAUCAAAAAAGUGUUAAAUUAGUUUUUACUGAUAACUUGUAAAACUUUGUUUGGGCGGACGACGGAUAAAAUAUUUCAGAGUAAAAAUAUACGAAACUGUGAUAGAAUAAAAUGAAUUUCUUAGG